This is a messenger RNA of Vollenhovia emeryi, 3634 nucleotides long. Its product is annotated as zinc finger protein 420-like. Gene Ontology annotation, molecular function: zinc ion binding. Gene Ontology annotation, cellular component: nucleus. The transcript has 3 exons. Lineage: Eukaryota; Metazoa; Arthropoda; Insecta; Hymenoptera; Formicidae. The coding region runs from base 430 to 3057 and encodes 875 amino acids. The record is from RefSeq and is a predicted model, not a curated record.
AGAACGCGGCGCGUGCUUCCUAGAUGCUCCAGAUACUUAAUGCGCGUAGUUCUAACCUAUGCGACCAUUGGCCGCUUCGAUAUUAAAGAAAAAAGACAGUACGUCGCUAAUAGCGACUCGAGGCGCGUUAAAAUUUUAACGAGCGAUUUUCGUUCCCCGGAAUGUAUUUUACGGAGUCUAUAAUGCGCCUGAGCCACACGUGUGAAAACUGGUACGUGUGAAAGCUGACAGACCGACAUUCGUUACAACUUGCAUUUUGACUACGAAAUCACUUCGCAAGAGAUUGUACACGUAAACGAUCCAAGAUAAUUACGUCUUCUCUUACAGCUGUCGUAUUCCCGAGGAAGUCUAUUGGCGCUAGUAUGAGAACGAAGAUGAGAGAUUACUUGUAAGAACGCGUCGAAGAGGUUUCCACAAACAAUUGUCAAAAUGAAAUACGACACGUGCCGCCUGUGCGGCAUCAAGUCCGAAUUUGAGUAUUUGAGGCAUAUAUUCGAUGAAGUGACCAAUGUGGCGCAGAUGAUAAACGAGACUUUGCCAAUUAAGGUCUCGCAAGACGAUCGCUCGAAAUCUAUAUGUUUGGACUGUUACAACAAGGUGGUCAGUCAUUAUGAUUUCAUUCAAAGUAUACUGGCGUGCUCGAAGGAGAGCGAGACAGAGACCGUCUCUUUCCUCGAAGUCAACAGGAACGAGAGAUUGCAGAACGUGGUAAUUUCCAAGAUGCACAGCGACAUGAUAUACACCUGUCCGAGUUGCCACAAAGACCUGAUACUCUUACUGACGAGCAAUUCAGAAGGCAGCGACGCGUUUGAAAUUUCACUGGCCGCCGUGGACAAACUGGAGAAGCUGGCGGGAGAAAAGGGUCAGGUGCCUAGAGACAUAGUGGAGCUCGCCAGUGUCUGCGCGCAGAAAUCAAAUACGGAAAGCGAUGGAUGCGAAUUGAAUUUCGAUGUCGUCGACAACAGACAGAAUGUCAAUGGAUUGCACAGCAGCUCGCAAAAUGACACCAACUAUGCAGACCCGUACGAGUCGAAGAAGGGCAAAAAGAGGAAGUUUCAGAGAAACGUUUCUACCAAAGUAUCUGUUAGUCCUGCCAAGCUGCGAAAAUUAGAGGCAAGAUUGGGUGUAACGGAGCAGGACGCCGACGAAUUGAACAGCGAUUGCGACAGAUCGAGCGUGACUGACUCGACGACAUUCCAGACGAUGAGCAACGGCAUAGAAUAUCUCGACGAGAAGAUAGGUAAUGAGGAGAACGAUGUGGAAUAUACGGUGGAGAGAGACAAGAAUUUUACCAAGUUGGAGACAUCGGGGACAAAUUUAGACGUCAAGGAGCAAGAUGAAUUGAGCAGCGAUUACGACAGGUCCAGUGUGGCUGGCUUGAUAACGAUCGAAUCGGGACACAAUGUCGCGGCGUACGGUGACGUGGAGGCUGACGUGGAAGGAGAAUGCAGGGACGGUGCGAAUGGCGCCGAUAAUCCAAACAGUCGCGUAAAACCGGUGUGCAACUUGUGCGGAGCCCGUUACAUCUCGCAGACCAAGUACAAGUUUCACAUGGAGAGGCACAGGUUGAACAAGAUGGAUAAAUUUGUUUGUUGGAUAUGCGACAAAGAGACGAGGAAUGAGAGCUUGCUGUGGGAUCACUACAGCCACGUGCACGAGAGCCCGGUGCGGUACGUUUGCGCGGACUGCGACAGGGCGUUCGCGAAGAAGCCGACUUUGAAGGAGCAUCAGAGGAAACACGGGCACUCGGGUUACAAAGAGACGCCGAGCGUCGACGCGGACAAGGAUAGCAAUCAGAAGGCUACGAGGCAGAGACGAAAGUGCACCGUCUGCAAGAAAGCGAUAAAGCACGUGGAUCCCAAUGCCGUCAACGAUCCGGCGAUGUGCGCCUUCUGCGAGGACGCGAGCGCGAGUCCGACAGUCGACGGGGAAGCGAAUACGAAGGCGAUAGCGCAGCGACAGUACCACUGCUUCAAGUGCCGCAAGCACUUUAUGCGCCGGGAGAGGCUCGAGUUCCACGAGAUGCGGCACAACGAGAACAUGGACGAGUUCGUCUGCAGCACGUGCGGCAAGGACUUCAGCGGUGAGAACUCGCUGUACGAGCACUACCUGUUCGUGCACAAGGGGGCGAGGCCGCACAUCUGCGAGGUGUGCGGCAAGUCGUUUCAGCUAAAGACGCGACUGCGGGAGCACCAGCGGAAGCACACGGGCGAGAAGCCGUAUCAGUGCGAGAUAUGCGGCCUGCGCUGCAUGACCACGCACUCGCUCAAGUUCCACAAGAAGUCGCACGUACCCACCCGCCACACCUGCGAGAUAUGCGGCAAGGCGUUCAUCAAGAAGCAGAAUCUCAACGAGCACCUGGAGAAGCACUGGAAGAAGGACAAGAACAUAUCGCUCCCGCGUAUAUUCACGUGCCCCGUGUGCCGCAGCGAUCUGCCGACCUACCGCAUGCUGAAGCACCACAUGACCGGGACCCAUCAGCUGGACCGCCAGGACCCCCUGAUACUCAAUCAGAAACCGCUGUACGAGUGUAACGAGUGCCAGGAGAAGUUCAGCCAUCAAAUGUCGCUCAAGGCGCACAAGGAGAAGGUGCACGAGGGUAGGAUUAUGCCGCGUGUCUUCCAGUGCGACAUAUGCAAGACCGAGUUCAAGAUCAAGCAGAUGCUCAUCAAUCACAUCAAGAGCAAGCACAGCAGCGAGAAGCGGUACAAGUGCGCGCAGUGCAACGUCAUGUUCGCGGACAUGAAAACCCUCUACCAUCACGUGUUGCUGCACGGAAAGCUGUACACCUGCGAGUACUGCAACAAGAGCUUCAGGCAGAAAGACGUCAGGGACGUUCAUUGCCGCAUUCACACGAGCGACCGGCCCUACCAGUGCGCGGAUUGCGACAUGACGUUCGCCAGCUACGGCAGCCGCUCGAACCACCGCAAGAAGGCGCACGGGGACAACGAGACCGAGUGCCCGGAAUGCGGGGAGAAGUGCGGCGACACGCAGGAAAUCAGAAUUCACUUGAACGCGCAUCUCGGCGAGAAAUUAAACAAAUUGGAAUCCACGUAAUGCCGCGGAGAUGACGCAGUUAGAUGUACGGGACGUAAGAGCGCUCGCGGAAAUGUAUCAGAUGAAAUAAUAUAUCGAUGUUGUGCAUUAUUUCAUACGUAUAAUAUAUGCACGAAGCAAUUUUUACAAUUCUAGAUCGUACACUGAGAAAAAGGGUGUUGAAUCAAGAAAAUAUUUCUUAAUUCAACUAUAUGCUGCGGUCACGGGCUGUCAAACAAAUAUUUGUUAAUUUAAAAAAAUAUAUAUAUAUGUUUGAAUUAAAGAAAUACUGGCAAUUAAACAUUUAGUAAUAUCAACAACUUUUUUUCUCAGUGCAAGUGCAAUCUAUUAAAUGGACAUGACUUCUAUAACGAAAAUAGUUUGCGUUUAUACAUAUUAUACAUAAAUGGCGCACGAUUUUCGUAUAAUAUGAUACUUGGUUAUAAUGCUUUUAUACAUACAUUCAUCACUGUGUUAAUGUUAAUGGUUUUAGAUUGUACGUUCCCAUUGUAAUAUCUGUCACUGUACGUUAUACGAAUAAGUAUGUUAUUUUCUAGCUAUGCAAGUGUAAAAUAUAUUUGUGUGAGAAUAUCCAUAA